CGGAUGACCAUUUGUAAAUUCAUUCGCUGGACGAAGACCUUCUCUGAACUUCCUCUACCCAAAAACAAGAAGAUAUAAAAACAAUUUCAAACUCUGCCUCCCCUCUCUUAUCUCCAUCAUCUUUCUUUAAACAAUUUUGAACAAUGUCUCUACCUACUCACUUCACUUUAAGCAACGGACUCAAACUUCCUUCCAUCGGUUUGGGAACAUGGCAAUCCCAACCUGGAGAAGUCCGUGCUGCCGUUGCACACGCUCUCAAGAGUGGUUAUCGUCACAUUGACUGUGCUCAUGCUUACGGUAACGAAACCGAAGUCGGUCAAGGUAUCAAAGAUAGCGGUAUUCCACGCAAGGACAUCUGGGUCACCAGCAAAUUGUUCGAAACCCAUCAUCGUCCCGAAUACGUUCGUAUGGCAUUGAAGAACACUUUGAAAGAAUUAGAUUUGGAAUAUUUGGACUUGUACUUGAUGCACUGGCCUUUGGCUUUCGAACCUGAAGUUAAAUCAGAUGGCUCUUUGCCUUCCCGUAACGGUGUCAAGGACGCUUCCGGAAAGACAAAGACUGAUGUUGCUAUGUCAAACAACCACGAGGCUACAUGGCGUGAAUUGGAAAAGUGCGUCGAUGAAGGUUUGGUCAAGUCAAUCGGUGUUUCCAACUUUAACAUUCGUCGUUUGCGUGAACUUUUGUCUUACGCUCGUAUCAAGCCAGUCACCGAUCAAGUUGAAUUGUCAAUGACAUGCCCUCAAGUUGAAUUGGUUUCUUGGUUGCAAAAGAACAACAUCGUUCCACAAGCAUACAGUCCUUUGGGAGGUGCAGGAGCAAAAGGAACAUCUUUGCAAGUUGUUGGAGAUUUGGCAAAGAAGCACGAUUGCACUCCUGCUAACGUCAUCUUGUCUUGGCUCGUUGGAAGAGGAUGCAACCCAUUGCCAAAAUCCGUCACUGAUAGCCGUAUCACGUCAAACCAAAAAUUGAUCAACCUCACAAAGGAAGACGUUGAUGCUUUGACCAAAUACUCUACCGAGAACCCAGUCGUUCGUGUUUGUGAUCAAACAGAGGAUGUUACACCUCGUUUCGAUAUCUUUGAAGAGAACCACCCAGAGCACAACGACAAGAAACAAGCAUUGCUCUGAUUGGUGUUUGUCUUGGAUAUGGUUUUCUCUCAACAAUCUGUAUGAUUAUCAAAACAUAAUUUGCAUUAUUGAAAAUGG
This is a messenger RNA of Meira miltonrushii, 1205 nucleotides long. RefSeq names its product putative GCY1-galactose-induced protein of aldo/keto reductase family. Bases 144 to 1127 code for a protein of 327 amino acids. Gene Ontology annotation, molecular function: aldose reductase (NADPH) activity. The transcript has a single exon. Gene Ontology annotation, cellular component: cytosol. The record is from RefSeq and is a predicted model, not a curated record. NCBI's taxonomy places the organism in Eukaryota, Fungi, Basidiomycota, Exobasidiomycetes, Exobasidiales, Brachybasidiaceae.